Messenger RNA from Hemicordylus capensis (graceful crag lizard), 3874 nucleotides. RefSeq names its product SLIT and NTRK like family member 1 (gene SLITRK1). Gene Ontology annotation, molecular function: protein binding. The transcript has a single exon. Bases 420 to 2498 code for a protein of 692 amino acids. Gene Ontology annotation, cellular component: postsynaptic density membrane; glutamatergic synapse; GABA-ergic synapse. Gene Ontology annotation, biological process: axonogenesis; regulation of presynapse assembly; positive regulation of synapse assembly. The record is from RefSeq and is a predicted model, not a curated record. NCBI's taxonomy places the organism in Eukaryota, Metazoa, Chordata, Lepidosauria, Squamata, Cordylidae.
GAUCGACUUCGCUUUUUCUUUGGGGAGGGGCGGUGGGGGCCCUCCGGAGGUGGGGGUUAUGAAGGGGGGGUCCUCCACUUUUUUCUUUCCUGUGCCUCGCAGUACGUGCCUGGAUAGUUUGUGGAUAUGAUCGCUGACUGGAGUCCGGGCUGUUGUUGCAGUGUUUGCGGGGGGAAAGCGGGCUAAAAGGAGACCAGACAGCGCCCCCCCUCCCACCCACCGAUCCCCCCCAUUUCAUUUCUCCCUCCCCAACACAUUCUCUCUCUGUCUCUUUUUUCGGGGGCCCCUCCCCGUUUUUGGCGAUGGUUCGGACAUUCCAUGCCUGGAAGGAACUUGACUGGGCUCCGGUGUAAGAGGGAGAUUUGCCUUGCAGUUACUUCUGUGUGCUCCAGUCCGGGGAUGACUCGCUCGGUUUAAAAAUGCUGCUUUGGAUUCUGUUGCUGGAGACGUCUCUUUGUUUCGCUGCCGGGAAUGUUACAGGGGACGUUUGCAAAGAGAAGAUCUGCUCGUGCACCGAGAUCGAGGGCGAUUUGCACGUCGACUGCGAGAAGAAGGGCUUCACCAGCCUGCAACGGUUCUCGGCCCCCACAUCCCAGUUCUACCAUUUGUUCCUGCACGGCAAUUCCCUCACUCGCCUUUUCCCCAAUGAGUUCGCUAACUUUUACAAUGCAGUCAGCUUGCACAUGGAGAACAACGGCUUGCACGAAAUCGUGCCGGGGGCUUUCCUGGGGCUGCAGCUGGUGAAGCGGUUGCACAUCAACAACAACAAGAUCAAAUCCUUUCGCAAGCAGACCUUCUUGGGGCUGGACGAUCUGGAAUACCUCCAGGCUGAUUUCAAUUUAUUGAGGGAUAUUGACCCGGGGGCCUUCAGGGACUUAAACAAGCUGGAGGUGCUGAUUUUAAACGACAACCUCAUCAGCAUCUUGCCAGCCAAUGUGUUCCAGUACGUGCCCAUCACCCACCUGGAUCUGCGGGGCAACCGCCUGAAAACCUUGCCUUACGAGGACGUGUUGGAGCAGAUCCCGGGCAUUGCUGAGAUCCUGCUGGAGGAUAACCCUUGGGACUGCACAUGUGACCUGCUGUCCCUGAAAGAAUGGCUGGAGAACAUCCCCAAGAACGCCUUGAUCGGCCGGGUAAUUUGCGAAGCUCCCACUCGCUUGCAGGGCAAGGAUUUAAACGAGACCACGGAGCAAGAGCUGUGCAGGAAAACCCGCGUGGAUUCCAGCUUGGCAGCUCCCCCUGCAGAAGAGGAGACGUGCGACCCUGGCCCCAUUCCAACCCCGUUUAAGAUCCACGGCAAGGAAGAUUCUGCCACGCCUGGCUCUGCUCCUCACGGGGGCACAAAGAUCCCGGUCAACUGGCAGAUCAAGACCCGGCCGACCGCUGCCGGCUCCACGCUGAGCGUGAAAGGCAAACCCUCCACCAGCAGCAUGCCUUGCCCUGCUACCUGCACCUGCCACCCGAUCCCAGGGGGGUUCAAAGUGAAUUGCAAUGACGGCAACGUCAGCAGCCUGGUGGAUCUGAAGCCCAAACCGUCCAACGUGCACGAGCUCUUCUUGCGGGGCAACAAGAUCCACACCAUCCGGAAAUCGCAUUUUGUGGAUUACCGAAAACUCAACCUGUUGGACUUGGGCAACAACAACAUCGCCACGAUGGAAAACAACACGUUCAAGAACCUCUUGGAGCUGGUGUGGCUGUACAUGGACAACAACUAUUUGGACAUUCUGUCUAGAGAGAAGUUCAAUGGGUUGCAGAACCUGGAGUACCUGAACAUGGAGUUUAAUGUCAUCCAGCUCAUCAUGCCAGGGACUUUCAAUGCCAUGCCCAAGUUGAGGGUCCUGAUCUUGAACAACAACCUGCUGAGGUCCCUUCCUGUUGAUGUCUUUGCUGGGGUCUCUCUCUCCAAGCUCAGUAUCCACAACAACUAUUUCCCAUACCUGCCCGUGGCAGGUGUGCUGGAUCAGCUCACAUCCAUCACCCAGAUAGACCUGCAUGACAACCCCUGGGACUGUAAAUGUGCCAUUGUCCCUUUCAAGCAAUGGGUGGAGAUGCUGAGGCCCAAGGUGAUGAUGAGUGACCUGAGAUGUGAGACUCCAGAAGAAUUCUUCAAGGAGGACUUUGAAUCUCUCUCCAACGAGGCCAUUUGUCCUCAACUCAAAAUCUUGCCCACCUUGACUUCCAGCCAUAAGAACAGCACUGGUUUGGCCGAGACUGGGACACACUCCAACUCUUACCUGGAGACCAGCAGGGUCUCCAUCUCGGUGCUGGUGCCCGGCCUUUUGCUGGUCUUCGUCACCUCUGCUUUCACAGUGGUUGGCAUGCUAGUCUUCAUCUUAAGGAACAGGAAGCGCUCCAAGAGGAGGGAUGCCAACUCCUCUGCCUCUGAGAUCAACUCUUUACAGACUGUCUGUGACUCCUCCUACUGGCACAAUGGACCCUACAAUGCAGACGGAGCCCAUAGAGUAUAUGACUGUGGCUCUCACUCCCUAUCAGACUGAGACACCAGAGUGGGGAAAUACAAAAAUUAAAAUAAAAUUAAAAAAUCAUUUAUGGGCAAUCAGUUCCACUUCAGCAGCUAGCAACCUAAACUUCCCCCCAGUGGCUCAAGCUCCCGUUCCCUGAUCUGUGCAUUGCUGUCUAGUUUGUUGAUGUGAAUGGACCACACCAAGGGAUGGGGCUUAGCCCAACUAAAGCUACCUUCUGAUGAAAAACACCUACCCACUCACCAAACUGGGUGGAGAGCUGUGAGUGGAGGCCUACUUUUUUUCUUUUUUUCUUUUGCCUAGCUUCCAGCCUGAGGCUGUGCUUGGUGCAACUGUGCACAGCAUAAGCGAUAGAAAAGAAGGAAGGAUCCAACCAAAGAGCCAAGAACGGCUCAACUUGUGGUCAAAAAGAGAAAGAAUUUUAAAAGUACACUCUUGCAGGGUGAGCCAUAACCAUGUGGAUUUAUUGACCCUGUGUGUAGUGAGGAGACAAGGGCGCCCCCUGGUGUCCUCCCUAUUGCAAACAAACCAGGAGUGUUCAGUUGCACGAAGGCAUGAAUGUAAUGUAAAUAAAUGACUCUGAUUUAAAACAAAACAAACCCAAGUUGCUGCAUGGUUCGCAUGGAUACAAACCACCCAGGGACGCUUCAGCCCCCAAUGGAAGCAGCGUCCAGUUCACCUCGUCCUCCCUCUUACCUGAUAAGUUCCAUCGUAUCAAACUUUCUAUAUACAAAAUACAGUAUGAUAAGAAUAAGAAUAAACAAAAAAGUGCCAUUUCGCCAUUAUUUUUGUGUGAUUGAUAGGCAGUAGAGAUCGUCCUUUUACUGUGAAACAAGCAAGGGGGGGGAAUGUAAAGCUUUUAUUUAAGACAUGUUUGCAUGGCUAUACUCUCAUGGGUUCAGGUUUUGCGUUUGGGGUGGGGGAAACUGAAUUACAUUGUUGGGCGAUUUUUAUCUCUGUUGGGGGAGGGCGGAAGGGGUCAGUUUGCUUCUGGUUCUUCUUUUUUUGAGUUUCCUUUGGAAAUCAACAUCUCCAAUAAUGCCUUUCCAUCUGAAUGUAAAAACGAAAACGAAAACACAAAAAGCACCCCUAUCCUUGUCGUUUUCUCUGAGGAUAAAAGUGUUAAAAUAUUGAAUUUUCAUUUUUUAACAAAAACAGACACACACACACAAAUCGGAAGCAGUUAAGCACGAUCAGUUAACGCCACUCGAGUGUUUAAGCUGCAAAAAGUUGAAUGGGAGAAGGUUUUUGUGCUCUUGUACAUCACACUCUAUAAAAACUGAAGAAAAUCUGAGCUGGGGAGGGGGAGAAACCAAGUGAGACUGACUGAUUCUAUUUGAGGAUUUUAUAAUGGCAUAUUUUUUCAGUAUUAAAGUGAAAAUGUUUUCAAA